UCGACUGCGCGGACCCUCCUCCGAGCGCCAAGACGCGGCGGGCGCCAUUUCAGGGAGCAGUCGCUUCUGCUAAAGCCUAGCGUGAAUCUUCUUGUUCGGAAGCUUCCCUGGCUUUGGCUUUUCCCGUUUAUUUUAUAGAGACCCACAGUCUUUUCCUUGUUUCCUAGCCGCUUUCGUUUACGGAAGAAUUUCGCCGUUGUGGGGGCCCGACACUCCCUCCCUCCACAGCACGUCCGGAGCCAGAGCGAGCAAACAACGGUAGCGGCCGCCUUCCUCACAGACACCUGAGCCAGAAGCGCGACUCCCGGCAGCGCAGGUGUCCUGAAAAAUGGCUGAUGAUAUUGAUAUUGAAGCAAUGCUUGAGGCUCCUUAUAAGAAGGAUGAGAACAAAUUGAGCAGUGCCAAUGGCCAUGAAGAGCGCAGCAAGAAGAGAAAAAAGAGCAAGAGCAGAAGUCGUAGUCAUGACAGGAAAAGAAGCAGAAGUAAGGAACGCAAACGAAGUCGUGAACGUGAGAGGAAAAAAAGCAAAAGCCGAGAAAGGAAACGCAGCAGAAGUAAAGAACGCAGACGUAGCCGUUCUAGAAGCAGAGAACGUCGUUUCAGAGGACAUUACAGAACUCCCUAUUCUGGUCCAAAAUUCAACAGUGCCAUCAGAGGAAAGAUUGGCUUGCCUCACAGCAUCAAAAUAAGCAGACGGCGCUCCAGGAGCAAAAGUCCAUUCAGAAAAGACAAGAGUCCUGUGAGAGAACCUAUUGAUAAUCUUACUCCAGAAGAGAGAGAUGCUCGAACAGUGUUCUGUAUGCAACUUGCUGCAAGAAUUAGGCCAAGAGACCUGGAAGAAUUUUUCUCUACUGUAGGAAAAGUUCGUGAUGUACGCAUGAUUUCUGAUAGAAACUCCAGGCGUUCCAAGGGAAUUGCUUAUGUAGAAUUUGUGGAUGUCAGUUCAGUGCCUUUGGCAAUUGGAUUAACAGGACAACGAGUGUUGGGAGUACCGAUUAUAGUACAGGCAUCUCAAGCAGAAAAAAACAGAGCAGCAGCAAUGGCAAAUAAUCUGCAGAAAGGUAGUGCUGGGCCCAUGAGACUCUAUGUCGGAUCAUUACACUUCAACAUAACUGAAGAUAUGCUUCGUGGAAUUUUUGAGCCAUUUGGCCGGAUUGAAAGCAUUCAGUUGAUGAUGGAUAGUGAAACAGGACGCUCCAAAGGAUAUGGAUUCAUUACCUUUUCAGACUCAGAGUGUGCUAAAAAGGCCUUAGAGCAACUGAAUGGUUUUGAGCUAGCUGGUAGGCCAAUGAAAGUUGGUCAUGUAACUGAGCGUACAGAUGCAUCUAGUGCCAGCUCAUUUUUGGACAGUGAUGAAUUGGAAAGGACUGGCAUUGACUUGGGUACAACUGGUCGCCUUCAGUUGAUGGCAAGACUAGCUGAAGGUACUGGUUUGCAGAUUCCUCCAGCUGCUCAGCAAGCUCUGCAGAUGAGUGGAUCACUAGCAUUUGGAGCUGUGGCAGAUUUGCAGACAAGACUUUCACAGCAGAGUGAAGCACUGGCUGCAGCUGCUAAUGUACAACCACUUGCAACACAGUGCUUCCAGCUCUCCAACAUGUUUAACCCUCAAACUGAAGAAGAAGCUGGCUGGGAUACAGAAAUUAAGGAUGAUGUGAUUGAGGAGUGUAACAAACACGGAGGAGUUGUGCAUAUAUAUGUGGACAAAAAUUCAGCUCAGGGCAAUGUGUAUGUCAAAUGCCUUUCAAUAGCUGCAGCAAUUGCAGCUGUUAAUGCAUUACAUGGGAGAUGGUUUGCAGGUAAAAUGAUUACAGCAGCAUAUGUACCUCUUCCAACAUACCACAAUCUUUUUCCUGAUUCUGUGUCUGCAACUCAGCUUUUGGUUCCUUCUCGGCGAUGAAGAUGGAUUUAGUCAGUUUUGUACAUAGCUAUUUUUGGAGGAAGACCGAGUUACCUUUUAUUUAGAUUAAACAAAAGGAAAGGGUGUAAUGUCCUUUUGUGUACACUUCCUGUUACCUUUAAACAAAA
This is a messenger RNA of Gekko japonicus, 2025 nucleotides long. It is a transcript of the gene RBM39, whose product is annotated as RNA binding motif protein 39. Gene Ontology annotation, molecular function: RNA binding. NCBI's taxonomy places the organism in Eukaryota, Metazoa, Chordata, Lepidosauria, Squamata, Gekkonidae. The transcript has 17 exons. Gene Ontology annotation, cellular component: nucleus. Bases 329 to 1897 code for a protein of 522 amino acids. Gene Ontology annotation, biological process: mRNA processing. The record is from RefSeq and is a predicted model, not a curated record.